CCAAGAUGAGAGCUACCAGAAGCGCUUGGUUGGGCUUUCUGCUCGAGCUGCUACUCCUCUUUGAAAUCCAACUUUGCGAUGUGACUGAAGCCCGACAAAACCAUAUGAAUCGCAUGCAGAUGAGUGGAAACUUUCCAGACUCACGUGAGGAGCAACUGGUGCGCCAAAAAAUAGCUACAGAUGUGCAAAAGUAUAUGAACCUGAGCGCCGAUCCCUGUACGGAUUUCUUCGAGUAUGCCUGCGGUCAGUGGGGCCGUUAUCACAAGCGACAGCUUCGUCCGGAUGAGUUGUCCACUGCCCAGCAACUGAUGGAGACCAAAAUUUCGGAGCAACUGCAGCAGCUUCUCACCCAGCCACUGCCGCCGCAACAUCAUCCGAACGGAUAUAGUGGAGCCAGCAUGACGAAUGUUCGAAAAGUGCGAGCCUUCUACGAAUCUUGCGUCGCAGUGGAAGCAAAUGCCAGUGAGAGACGUCGUUUCCUAAUGAAGAUUCUCAAGGAUAACGGAGGAUUACGCAACGUUCCCAACUCCAACUGGCAGCACAAUCGUCAGUGGGUACAAACACUGGGCGAACUGAGAAGGAACUACGGAUUGGACAUACUUUUGGGUCUGGAAAUCGAUCUGAAUCUGCAAACCAUGAAGGGUAAUACCAUAUACUUUGGUGAGCCCAAGCUCACCAUCAUUCCAGCUGAGCACUGCAAUGCCUUGGCAACGCGAGGAGCUCAAGUGCGAGAUGAGGUCUACGAGCUGGUGCAGCAGCAGGUGACCGAGAAUUUGCGCGAUUGGUUUGGCAUGGACACCGGAGAGGCGGCUAGAUUUGCAGGAGAUAUUAUUCGUUUCGAGUUUGAGCUGUGCAAACAAAUGGGAGAGCAGGAUAUUCAGAAGCCAGAGGAGGAGUUUCCACCCGCCAUACAGGCGCAAAUUUACGGCGCGCGAUCGCGAACUGGUCAAGAGCGUCUGCGGCGCCAGAAAGGAGGAAUGACCCUGACCGAGCUCACCAGCGAGAUGGGAAAUCACUUGGACUUUAAAAUGCUGGUAGAGGUCAUCCUGGAGAGUCAGUACCCAUCCCAAGUCUAUCUUCGUUCUCCGGAAUAUGUUAAACAUGUGGUGAGGACUGUUAAGGCCAAUAACCGCAUCACCGUUGGUGGCUACAUUCUAUACGUGGCCCUGAACGAACUGAAUCAGCCGCCAGAGGAAGCACCUUCACAACGUGCCCGCCAAUGCGUCCAGGUGACGCAACGUCUCUUUCCGCAAGUUUUGGGUGAGAUGUUCCAGCGCCAUGUACAGCGCGAUAAUGCAAAACAUGAUCUGGACGCCGUUUUCAACGAUGUGAUCAAGGCGCUCGAGGAGCAGUUCCACGUGGAAUGGAUGGACGAGAACGAUCGCAGGGCGGCCAGAACCAGACUGUCACAAUAUCGAGUGUCUCUGCCGGAUUACCAAAGUUUGGAUCUAACCGAUUUGCAGUUCCAGAAGUCAGAAGACUACUGGCGCCGUUUGGAGAUUGCACUAAAGUAUCGUUCCCAUCAGCAGUUCGAAGCCCUCAGGGGCAACGAUUUUGGUCAGGAUGCAGACGGUCUGGAUGCAUUCGAGGUGCGAGCUGCUCUAUCCCCCCGCCAGCAAAUGGUCCUGGUUGGAUGGGGUCUGCUGCAGGCUCCAUACUACAAUUACUACUACCCAAAGUCUUUGAAAUAUGCGCUAUUGGGCCAUCGAUUGGCCAGUGCAUUGGUUCAGGCAUUCGAUGACGAGGGAUGGAACAAUCAUCCACAGGCGACGGCCCAGUGGAAUGAGGUGACCAUGUCUGGUUACCGAAAUGCCAGCGAAUGCCAACGGGCUCAGUACAGUAGUUACUUGUACAAUGAACCUGGCGAAUUUCGCAAUGCCACCAGGCUAAGAGAGAUUAUAGCCGAUGGCAGUGGUCUCAACUUGGCCUUCAACGCGUAUCUAGCUUGGCUGGAGCAGCAGGAUCACAAGCUACGUCCACUACUGGCGAAGGAAACGCUGUCGGAGUUAAAUUUCACCAACACCCAGCUAUUCUUCAUAUACUUCGCACAGACGCGCUGCUGGGCAAAGGACAACCAGGAUGCCAUCCUGGACUCGAUGCCUCUGAUGCAGCACACACCGGAGAGAUGGGAUGUCAAUGGACCGCUCAGCAACUCCGCGGAAUUCGGACGAGAGUUCGGCUGUGCCCUGGGCACACCGAUGAAUAGUGGCGACAAGUGUUUGGUUUACUGAUGAUGACAAGGCGGAAAUAAAAUAUACUUGGAAAGU
Drosophila melanogaster (fruit fly) is the source of this 2267-nucleotide messenger RNA. RefSeq names its product Neprilysin-like 13 (gene Nepl13). Bases 6 to 2231 code for a protein of 741 amino acids. Gene Ontology annotation, cellular component: plasma membrane. The record is from RefSeq and is marked reviewed. The transcript has a single exon. Lineage: Eukaryota; Metazoa; Arthropoda; Insecta; Diptera; Drosophilidae. Gene Ontology annotation, biological process: proteolysis.